Numida meleagris (helmeted guineafowl) is the source of this 3827-nucleotide messenger RNA. RefSeq names its product UDP-N-acetylglucosamine pyrophosphorylase 1 like 1 (gene UAP1L1). The record is from RefSeq and is a predicted model, not a curated record. NCBI's taxonomy places the organism in Eukaryota, Metazoa, Chordata, Aves, Galliformes, Numididae. Gene Ontology annotation, molecular function: UDP-N-acetylglucosamine diphosphorylase activity. The transcript is spliced from 9 exons. The coding region runs from base 214 to 1719 and encodes 501 amino acids. Gene Ontology annotation, biological process: UDP-N-acetylglucosamine biosynthetic process.
AACAGCCAAACGCGCUGCACUGCAACAGGCACAGACGCCGGUAGCAGCGUGCCCUGCAGGGCCGGGCUGGAGGCCCGGGGAGGGGAGGAGAAGAAGAGGCAGAGGGACAGGAAGACCGAGAGGUAGCCGAGGCGCCGAGCAGGGGCAGGCAGCGGCCCGGCCCCGCCCCUCCGCUUCCAGGGGCCGUCGCGGCCGCUCGGCAGCGCUGCGAGGAUGGAGCCACCCGAGGAGGUGCGGGCGCGGCUGGAGCGGGCCGGGCAGGGUCACGUCCUGCGCUUCUGGGCCGAGCUGGACCCGGCGCAGCGCGCAGAGCUGCUGGCCACGCUGCCGCCCGGGCUGGGCGAGCACUGCCGGCUGGCGGCGGCCUGCGCCCGGCAGCGGGAGCACCUGGAGCGCCUGGACGGGCGCGUGGAGCCGCUGCCCGCCGCGCUCCUGGGCAGCGCCCGGCACUGCGGCCCCACCGUGCUGCAGCGCUGGGAGGACGAAGGUUUGCACCAGAUCUCACAGAACAAAGUGGCAGUGCUGCUGCUAGCUGGAGGACAAGGAACCCGCCUGGGAGUCAGCUACCCCAAGGGCAUGUACAAUGUGGGAUUGCCCAGUGGCAAAACCUUGUAUCAGAUCCAAGCAGAAAGAAUCCGCAAAGUGGAGCAGCUCGCUGGCCAGAGACACCAUUGCAAGUGUACCGUCCCCUGGUACAUCAUGACAAGUGAGUUCACACUGGGGCCAACAGAGGAAUUCUUUGUAAAACACAGCUACUUCAACCUGGAUAAAUCCAAUGUGAUCAUGUUUGAACAGAGGAUGCUGCCAGCUGUCACCUUUGAUGGGAAGGCCAUCUUGGAGGAGAAGGGGAAAAUUGCUAUGGCUCCAGAUGGCAAUGGUGGCUUAUAUCGUGCUAUGGUGGAUAAUAAGAUCUUGGAUGACAUGAAGCAGCGUGGCAUCCAGUACGUCCAUGUGUACUGUGUAGACAACAUUCUUGUCAAGAUGGCAGAUCCAGUCUUCAUAGGCUUCUGUGUUUCCAGAGGAGCAGAUUGCGGUGCCAAGGUGGUGGAGAAGGCCUACCCCACAGAGCCUAUUGGGGUGGUGUGCCGCAUGGAUGGGGUCUCUCAGGUGGUGGUGGAGUACAGCGAGAUCAGCCCAGAGACUGCACAGCAGCAAAGACCUGAUGGGGGGCUGAUGUACAGCGUUGGCAAUAUCUGCAACCAUUUCUUCACUGUUGAGUUUCUGCAGAGAGUGGCCCAAAAACACGAGUCCCAGCUGAAGCACCAUGUGGCCAUAAAGAAGGUGCCUUACAUUGACGAGGAGGGAAAUCUGGUAAAACCGCUAAAACCGAAUGGAAUAAAGCUGGAGAAGUUUGUGUUUGAUGUGUUCCAGUUCUCUAAGAAUUUUGUGGCAUUUGAAGUUUUGAGAGAAGAGGAGUUCUCGCCUUUGAAGAAUGCAGACACAGCUGAGAAAGACAAUCCUACCACUGCUCGGCAGUCCCUCCUGGCCCAGCACUACCGCUGGGCUCUCAAGGCUGGGGCCAGAUUUCUGGAUGAAGAUGGUUGCAGGAUACCAGAGAAGCUCAGUCUUUCAGGAACUGAAGAUCCUCCAGCUGUGUGUGAGAUUUCUCCAUUAGUAUCUUACUUUGGAGAGGGUCUGGAGGCGUACAUGAAGAACAAAGACUUCUGUUCUCCCUUUAUACUCGAUGAAGACAAAGCAGAAAUGCUAGGAAGUUCUUGAAGAGGAGGGAGGACUUCUCCCGCUCAAAUCAAAUGUGUGUCUGUCAGAGCCAUUAUAAGAACUGACCCUACUAAAAUGUCACACGAAGUGCCUUAUGAAAACAUGCUUUGCAGUACCAGAUUGAUGCCAUAUCCUUGCAGCAGUUGUAUAUAUGCAUGUGUGCACACUCACCAGAUCUGCUUGGUAACUUUGAAGGCUGUGCCUUUAACCUUGGUGUGUUUUGUAGACAGUGAUAUGAAUGACAAUUAAUACUUUCCAGGUACCAGAUAGAUUUUAUAUUUCCUUCUUCUAGUGCAUACAAAUAUAUAACAGAGCCACCUGGGGUCUAAUCGAUCAGCUUUGCACAAAGAUUAAAUCUCUGCAAUGCCUUCCUUUGUAUCUUAUUUGUCCCGUUGUUUCUAUUUUUUUUUUUUUUUUGUAUGUUUGCUUGUUUUAAACUGUGCAGAAUGGAAGGAGUCAUUGUGAUGCCCUAUCUGAAAAGUAUGUAAUGACUUUGUGUACUGGACCCUUUCUGUCCGAAGAUCAGUCUUUUCUGUAAUCCUCUGCUGGUCAGGAGAUGCAGUUCAGCAGUCACAUCCUGUAAUCAGUGUGUAUGGAGGAGUGUGCUGCAGCUGGGGUCCUUCUGUGUGUAAGUUUUGCUUGAGAUGUGGACUCUGCAGCAGGUGACUCUAGGUUGCAUACAUAGGCUCAAUGGUGGCAGUCCAAGAAAACAUAAUAUGCAACUCAGACCAAGUGCUUUUUAGAGCUGUAGUGACUUAUUUUCUUUUUUAUCUGUUUUCACAACAGCCUUCUUCUCUUUCUCUUUUAUGACAGUCAUUUAUUUUGCUUUUCAUUUUUCUGUUUGAUACAUAUAACAUCCCUCAGGGAGGGACUUUUGUGAAGUGCCCAGAAGUGAUAGUGACAGCAGGAACAAGUUGUGAUGGCAGAAUUUGAGGCUUAAUCCCAACAUCAGCAACAUACACAGCAAAAUGCCUCUGCUUCUACAGUUUCUGGGCAAGUGGUUUUCCAGCACUUCUUCAUUUAAGGAAAUAAUUCUUUAGAUGCCUUCCUUUUAAUAUGGAUUACUGACCAUAAUAUAUCAACUAAUUAAGGAAGGUAAUUUUGCAGAAUCUGAGUAGCACAGCAGCUCAGCCCCGGCUGAGGGGUCACUGGGUGGCCGUGCUUCACAGCUGCCUGCUCCUGCUCCGCCCCAGCAGAGCUGUGCUGCAGGUACUGCACACCAAAGGAGGACUCUUCAGGUGCGUUGCUGAGCAAGGUUGGGUUGAUGAGCACACUCUGCUUUUCCUCCAGUCAGCUGCAAGGAAGGUGACGAGGAGGAGACCUUUCAGAUGAGGCAUUUCAUGUCUCUGCUUCUACUACAGAAUUGUCGAUGCUGAUAUUAAGCAUUAAUCUUUUUCAUAACUGAAUUUCUGAAAUUCUUCCUGUGAAGCUGUAUUCAGAAUAUUGGUGAAAAUAAAAAUAGCUCUGAGAGUAAUUAUCAUUUAUAAAUGAUAAUUACUGUUAUAAGUAAUUAUAAGUAUCAUAAGCGAUAUAAGUAGGCUCAUAUUCUAUAGAGAAACCAUCUAAAUGUUGAUGGCAUAAUUUAAAGAUACAAAGUGUAUUUGCAUAUAUGUGAGUAAUUAGCCUUUUGUAUGUGCAGACCAUCUAAUUACAGUUGUGAUUACCUCUUGCUGCAUGUGCAACCAGUAUUUUUAGUAGAAUUUUUAGUGUAAAUUGAGCAUUUGUCUUUGACACUCAAUUCUGUGUUGUUUAUUGUGCAUUUUUCUGUGGGUCGUUUCCAUUCCUGUCAAUCAAGUUUUGCAUCUGAGAACUAAUUGCAUUGUAUCUUUGUGAGUAUUGCCCAUUGAUUUGGGCCCAGAUUGUUUUAAAUUGCACUGUGCUGUGAAGAAAGAAUAUUCUUCUCUUCUUUCUAAAAUGCUUUUUGAAACUGAAUUACUGUUCAUUUUCUGUAUGCUUUAAUGGUGUGAACACUGAACUGCUGAUGUAUUUUUAGAGAUUGUUUUUGAGGAGAAGUGGAAUUAGGAUGCUGAAUGCCUUGUGUGUUUUGUUUCAUUUUCCAGAAAUUUUUGGUGAAUUAAGCAUUUUGAUAAUAAAGAUGUUACUGUCAU